UGCCAUUAUGGUGUUCUGCUCGCCUCAGUUUAGCAAUAUGGGCCUUCUUUGGAUUCUUCCUCUUGUAUGCACUUCGUGUGAAUUUAAGUGUUGCCCUCGUGGACAUGAUAGAACCAAAUAUAAGCUUGAACAAGAACAUCUCCUCAAAUGUGUGUCCAGAGCAUUCUUCCACUUCAGGAGUUCCUCAUAACACUACGGGAAAAAGCUAUUCUUGGGAUGCUGAUAUGCAAGGCUGGAUCCUUGGCUCCUUUUUCUAUGGCUACAUCAUUACUCAGGUUCCUGGGGGAUAUCUGGCACGCCGAUUUGGGGCAAAGCUGCUGCUGGGCUUUGGCAUCUUGGGUACUGCUGUUUUCACCUUGUUCACACCGUUAGCAGCAGAUUUAGGAGCUGGAUUCCUCAUAGGCGUCAGGGUUUUGGAAGGUCUGGGCGAGGGUGUAACGUUUCCAGCCAUGCAUGCCAUGUGGUCUAAUUGGGCUCCUCCAUUAGAACGCAGUAAACUCCUUAGUAUUUCAUAUGCAGGUAAGAUUUCAUACAUAUUUUUAGAUUUGAUCCUGGUUGACU
This is a messenger RNA of Protobothrops mucrosquamatus (brown spotted pit viper), 561 nucleotides long. RefSeq names its product sialin-like. The record is from RefSeq and is a predicted model, not a curated record. The transcript is spliced from 3 exons. The annotation marks the transcript as partial. Gene Ontology annotation, biological process: monoatomic anion transport; transmembrane transport. Gene Ontology annotation, molecular function: transmembrane transporter activity. NCBI's taxonomy places the organism in Eukaryota, Metazoa, Chordata, Lepidosauria, Squamata, Viperidae.